CAGGCAGACGUACACGUACCUAUGAAAGUAAACAACUGAUGAACCUAAAAGAAAAUUCUCAGUUGGCUAGCAUAUGCUGCCGUUGUCUGUUCUAUCAGUUACGUAAUUAAAUCAAAACAGUUACCCGGAAUUUGCCAGUUGGGAUGUUGAGAUCAACCGCGAACCGCUUGAUUCGUCAAUCAUUUCAGAUUUAUCAAGGUGCUAGAUUUUCGAGUACAGAUCAACCAAGAGUUUUUUCAACUGGAGAGGCAUCACUUGUUGAAGUUUUGAAACAAAAGUUUCCCAAAGCAAAAUAUAUUGAAGUGCAAGAUAUAUCAGGUGGCUGUGGUGCCAUGUAUGAAAUCUAUGUGGAGACUCCAGAUUUUAAAGGCCUUAACACAAUCAAACAACAUAGGUUAGUCACCGAAGCCCUUAAACAACAGAUAAAGGAUAUGCAUGGUGUCAGAAUUCACACCAAAUUGCCAAGAGAUGAUGAAUAAUUCCUGAAUGCAAGGAGCAGAAUAGAAAAGUCAGUCAAGGUUUGAAAA
Daphnia magna is the source of this 527-nucleotide messenger RNA. Its product is annotated as bolA-like protein 3. The transcript is spliced from 3 exons. The coding region runs from base 144 to 479 and encodes 111 amino acids. The record is from RefSeq and is a predicted model, not a curated record. NCBI's taxonomy places the organism in Eukaryota, Metazoa, Arthropoda, Branchiopoda, Diplostraca, Daphniidae.